ACUUUGAAGUUUAUGCUUUUUAUUCUCUGCGUUCAAUGGUGUAUAAGUGUUAAAUCGAUAGUGUACAAUUUCUGAAAAAAGUAAACAACUACAAGUUUUAGUUUUGUCAUUGAUGAAAUGUUUAUACUGCAGUUUGUUUAACAAGGCGUUCUAUUACGUCGGCUUUAUGCCUCUUAGACACCGCAGCCGUAGGCAGAUAUUCAGAUUUACUAAUGUAAUACGGCAACAAGACCGGCAAAUUCAUAACUCGGAUAAUAAUAUUAUGGAAGAUAUGCGUAUCAACGCGAAAUUGUCAGAAAGGCUUUCGCCAUUAGUGCGGCCGGAGAAUUACAAACUCGAACUGCGUCCUAACAUGGACGCAGGCGAUUUUACAGGGAGCGUGUGUAUCGAUGUUGUGGUCCGACAAGAAAAGAAUUACAUUAAUCUCCAUUCUAAUUUUCUGAAUAUUGCCAAUGUGAAGGUGUGCAAGGGCGAGGAUGAGGUAACAGUCGCGAAGUUCGUGGAAAUUAAACAGUUGGAGCAACUCUUCAUACAUUUCGAAGGGCCUUUGAGCCCAGGGAAUUAUAAAAUAUUUAUUGAUUUCUCUGGUGACUUAACCCGAAAUAUCGUUGGGCUGUACUCCUCACGAUUACUUGACUCUAGGACUAUGGUGGCGAGUAAAUUCCAGCCAACUUAUGCCCGUCAAGCAUUCCCUUGCUUUGACGAGCCGGACUUCAAGGCUACAUAUGAUAUCACACUGUUUAAACCUAAGUCACACAUUGCUCUGUCCAAUAUGAAUGAAAUAUCAACUGAAUUUGACAGUCAAGCUAAUAUGGAUAAAGUAACUUUUGCAACAAGCGUUCCUAUGUCUACUUAUUUGGCUUGCUUUGUGAUCUGUGAUUUUGAUCAUAAAGUGGCUGAGAUAAACUCUAGUAAUAUUGGGAACAACUUUAUACUCCGCUCGUUUGCACAGAAACAAGAAUUGCAUAAAAUUAAUUUCGCUCUAAGCAUUGGGAAAAGAGCAACAGAGUUUUACAUAAAAUAUUAUGAAGUACCAUUUCCACUGCCGAAGCUAGAUAUGAUUGCCAUUCCUGAUUAUGUUUCUGGCGCAACGGAGCAUUGGGGUCUGAUUACAUACAGGGAGACUUCAUUCCUUGUUGAUGAGGCUAAAGCAUCAGCCAUGAACAAGAUCAAUGUUGCGAAUACCAUCACUCAUGAGCUGGCACACAUGUGGUUUGGUAAUUUGGUUACUAUGAAGUGGUGGGAUGAAGUCUGGCUGAAUGAAGGCUUUGCUUCGUACAUGCAAGUUAAAGCAUUGGACGCUAUUGAGCCAUCUUGGCAAGUAAUGGACCACUUUUUGACGAAAACCUUACAUCCAGUCUUAGCAAAUGACGUGAAACUUUCAAGCCACCCUAUAGUGCAGACUGUUGCUACUCCAGACCAAAUCACUGCUAUUUUUGAUUCAAUCUCGUAUAACAAGGGAGCUUCAAUCCUCAGAAUGUUAGAAAACUUCAUUGGCCCAGAGAAUUUCCGUUUGGGUGUGUCUGACUACUUGAAAAAGUAUAAGUUUGGCAACACAGUUACGCAAGAUCUACUGUCAUGCUUGGAACCUUAUUUCAAGCAAAAAUAUCCUGAUUUGAAUCUCACAUACAUAAUGGAUACUUGGACGCGUCAGAAAGGGUACCCAGUGUUAGAAAUCAAACCUGGAGAUAUGCCUAACACCUACUUCGUAACCCAGACCAGAUUCCUGAUCGAUCCCGAAGCGGAACACGCUAAUGAUUCUAAAUUCAAAUAUCGUUGGUUUGUUCCUAUUACCUAUACUAGCAACACUGGUCCAAGUGAUGAAAUUGUUUGGCUGUCUGAUACUGCUCAGUCAGUGAGUUUGAGAGUGAAAGAUGGCGACGAAUGGGUGAAGUUGAACAGCCAUCAAGUUGGCUAUUAUAGAGUGAACUACUCAAUGGUCAUGUGGCAGACGUUGAUCGAACAACUCAAGUCCAGAGCUAAACACAUCACACCGGCGGACAGAGCCAAUCUGCUGGACGAUGCGUUUGCGCUGGCCGAGGCCCGCAUGCUGCCCUUCCACAUGGCACUCAACAUGAGCACCUACUUACUUGUCGAGAACGAACUCACUCCAUGGGACACUGCUGCUUCUGUGUUCCGAAUGCUGGAGGACAGGCUACAUAAUUCUUUGGCACAUGAUAAUCUUAUGAAAUAUGUGCAACGUAUAGUUCGGCCUAUUUACGUGAAACAAGACUGGGAUGCUGAAAAUCUUCCUGUUCUUGCAAGUUUACUUCGUACAAGAGUCUUAUCGCUAGCUGUGCGUUAUCAGUUACCAGACGCCGAAGAACGUGUCAAGAAAAUGUUCCUCAAUUGGUUACACAAACAUGGCGAGCUUGACCACAAACCCAUACAACAGGAUCUACGGGAACUUGUAUACUUCUAUGGCAUGAAAUCAGCUUCGAUGGCAGAUUGGGAUACUCUCUGGAAGAUAUAUCAAAAGGAAGAGGAUGUUCAAGAGAAGACGAAAUUGCGCAAAGCUUUAGCAGCGCCGCGUGAUACCGCCAUAUUGCGCAAGUUCUUACUAAUGGCUUGGGACGAGACCAACAUUCGUAGCCAGGACUACCUGAACGUGAUCAUAAUGAUCAGCAGCAACCCUUCAGGCACGGCCCUCGUGUGGGACGAGGUGCGGUCGCGUUGGCCCUUCCUCGUUCAACGGUUCACACUCAACAGCCGUUACCUUGGCAACAUGAUACCUGAUAUCACCAGCACCUUCAAUACUGAUCUUAAACUUAAAGAGAUGGAAACCUUUUUCGCUCAAUAUCCUGACGCUGGCGCCGGCGAGGGCGCUCGGCGUCGCGCUUUAGAAACAGUUCGUAACAACAUCCGCUGGAACGUGUACCAUCUGAACGCUGUCACGUCAUGGUUGGUCACCAACCAUAGAGGCUAAGUGCCAAGUAAAACUGACACUAGUAGAUCUUAAGGUGCGUUUCCACUGAAAUUAUAUACGACAUUUCUUACCGACAACUAUGCUAACUAUAUUAAGUUGUCUAGGGUCUUUUCAGUGGAAAUUCACUUUUAAGCACAAACAGAAUAGAAGGCGCUAAGAAGGCGAUGCUUUCACAAUAACUUUUUGCUUUAAAAGACUUCGGCAUUUAUGAAAUUCCAUUAAUAAGAUGCCCUGUCUCCGCUGUACGUCUAUUCUGCGUGGCCUACGCAACAUAACAAUUAAAUAUGACAUGUAAUCAUGAAGGAUUUUGUAUGUGUUUAAUGUGACAACGUUAUGUAAAAAUACUUGUCAGAAUGGGGUAAGUGUUCGUUGCGCAAAGCGCCGUCAAAGGCACUGUACUUUAAUGCGAAAAACCAAAAGAUUGGGUCUACGCAGGUUUUAUUUGUAAGUAUUAUACUCAAUUGUAAGUGUCUAUUUACUCUGUAUUACUUACAUAUCUCUGUGUAGAAACUUUGUUUUAAAUAGUUUUGAUAAAAUUUAGAAGCUCCAUGUAUAAUAUGAGCAUUAACAAAAAUUGUAAAAACAAAAAAAUAUUUUGGUAUAUGAAAGAGUAGCCAAGGGGAUUUAUCUUAUAUGCGAAAUUAAAUAUAACAGGUUUGCGUUAGUUCACAGUUUAUUGGUAAAUUAACAAUUAAAUUAAAGAUAAUUAAAACUUAACACCAGCUUAUUAAAUCGGACUUUUGGUAGUAACUAUUUAACAUUAUAACCUAUGUAUUUAUUUCCUAAGUUUCCUUGUUUGUAUGUCGCAUAAGUUUUGGCUAUAAAAUAAAAAUAUUGUAACGAAA
Trichoplusia ni (cabbage looper) is the source of this 3771-nucleotide messenger RNA. RefSeq names its product glutamyl aminopeptidase-like. Lineage: Eukaryota; Metazoa; Arthropoda; Insecta; Lepidoptera; Noctuidae. The coding region runs from base 113 to 2926 and encodes 937 amino acids. Gene Ontology annotation, molecular function: peptide binding; zinc ion binding; metalloaminopeptidase activity. Gene Ontology annotation, cellular component: cytoplasm. The record is from RefSeq and is a predicted model, not a curated record. The transcript has 16 exons. Gene Ontology annotation, biological process: proteolysis; peptide catabolic process.